AUGCAAUCCUCAAAGCUUCUAGUCGGCCUCUGCCUUCUCACCAGAUUGUUUGCGCAAUCUCUGCCAGAGGUAGAUCUUGGUUAUGAGAUACACCGGGCUCUAGAGUAUGACGACGUCGACGAGACUUAUCUGUUCAAGAAUGUGAGAUAUGCUCAAGCACCUGUUGGCGAUCUCCGGUUUGCAGCCCCUGUGCCUCCUAGAGGGCGCAAUACCGAUGUGCAGACUGGGGCCAAACCGGUGAUAUGCCCCCAAGGCGUCCCGGCAUGGAAUCUAGUCCAGACACAAUGGCUUUCAUGGUACCUCGCUGGGAAUGCAUCCUUGUUCAAUUUCACCCAAGCAGAGAUCACCUCACAGGCCAUUGUUGCUGCCCGAGGCGGUGUGGUUGCCAAUAACACCGUUGCAUCUGAGGAUUGUCUUGUUCUCGACGUCAUGGUGGACCGGGACGUGUUUGAGAAUGCGGCCAACGUGACGAGCGGCAAAAGUGCCGGUGUUCCUGUGGUCCUAUGGAUCCAUGGAGGAGGAUAUGUCUUCGGCUACAAAGAUUCUUCUGGGACGGGCGCCGGCCUUCUUCGUGCUGCCCGGUCUGAUGGACGUCGACUGAUCUUCGUUCCCAUCAACUAUCGCCUAGGUGCUUUCGGAUUCUCUUCAGGACCAACGUUCCAGGCUGCAGGAGGUGUUGCUAACGCGGGGCUUUACGAUCAACGACGAGCCAUUGAAUGGGUGGCUGAGAACAUUCACCUUUUCGGUGGUGACAAGAAUCAAAUCACAAUCCUAGGAGAGUCUGCGGGAGGGGGCUCGGUUGCUCACCAGUUGGCCGCCUUUGGUGGUCAGAAUCCCGCUCCUAUCAAGCGUGCUAUUGCCCAAUCGCCGGGUUAUCAUGCAGUGCCUUCUUUCUCUACUCAGGAAGGCGUCUGGGAAUCCUUCUUGUCCUAUUUGAACGUGGGCACCUUUGAGGAAGCCCGAGCCGCGUCUUCUGAGGCCAUCAUCGCUGCUAAUGAAGCACAAGUGGCAGACUCCGGUUGGUCAAAAUAUACCUAUAACCCGGUCGUGGACGGGAUCUUCGCGCCAAACCUGCCUGCGAGAGCAUUCGCCAUAGGUGCAUACAACAAGAAUGUGACUGUUCUAGCGGGUCACAAUACCAGAGAAGGCGUCUAUUUCACCAUUCCCACCAUCGAGACUGACGACGAUCUCGGUGCCUGGCUGAAGACUUUGUUUCAUACCAUUACCGACGAGACAUUGGCAGAUCUCUAUGCCAACGUGUACCCGGCCAAGUACGAUGGAAGCCUCCCAUAUACCAAUGGCCUCGACCGCGCCGUCCUUGUUUCUGCCGAGUACAUCUUCCACUCCAAUAAGAACUUCCUGGCACAAGCUUACAGUGAUAAGUAUUACAGCUACAUGUUCCAGGUUGAGCCCGGACUACACGGUUCAGACGUGCUGUACACUUUUUAUGACGGCACAGAUGGCAGGAACACGACGCCGUUGGUUGACAACGUCGCGUUGAUGCUUCAGUCGUACAUCGCAAACUUCGUCACCUCAGGUGAUCCAAAUGGUAAUGGUAACGUACCAUUCUUCCCUGCCCAUGGCACUAACGGGAGCAUGAAUGGACUGAAUGUGACGGGCGUCACUAUCGAGACGGACCCAACGGACAACAACAGAACCAGAUGGUGGGGGAAGGCAUUGUAUGUCUAA
Exophiala aquamarina CBS 119918 is the source of this 1689-nucleotide messenger RNA. RefSeq lists its product as uncharacterized. The transcript has 3 exons. Lineage: Eukaryota; Fungi; Ascomycota; Eurotiomycetes; Chaetothyriales; Herpotrichiellaceae. Bases 1 to 1689 code for a protein of 562 amino acids. The record is from RefSeq and is a predicted model, not a curated record.